Molecule: messenger RNA, 2461 nt
Organism: Nicotiana attenuata
Lineage: Eukaryota; Viridiplantae; Streptophyta; Magnoliopsida; Solanales; Solanaceae
Product: tRNA(His) guanylyltransferase 1-like
Exons: 14
Coding region: 660-2252 (530 amino acids)
Biological process (GO): tRNA modification
Molecular function (GO): magnesium ion binding; tRNA guanylyltransferase activity
Source: RefSeq, a predicted model, not a curated record
AACAUCCUCCACUGCUAAGCAGGGAUGUGACGAAGUGAUGUCUGCUUGAGCAGCUUCACUCGCACUUCUUAUAUAGGAAGAAAGAAUAUUUGAGCAAAAGGUGAUGGUUAAAACCCAAAAAAACAAAAGAGAAGAGUUCAUAUAUCUUCUGAUUAUAUAUCGCCAAGACGAAUUGAACACAGGGAGCAGUGCUUAAUCGACCAUAUACCAUUCCGAGGGUUUGAAACGGUGCGCCUCCACUUCUCUUUCUACAAAUACACCAAUAGGAAUAAACAUGAGUGUGAGUGUGUGACUUUUUACGGAGCCAUUUUAGCUUUUGAAGCUCAAGUUGCUGGAGUGAGAAUUGAAAUCUCCAAAAAUGGCGUAUUUUGUAUCUCUUGAGAUUUUAUUUUAUAGCCGCUUUAAAUUAAUAAAAUAAAAUUAAAAAUGCUUAAAUCCCAAUAAUUUAGGAUCAAAUCCCCUUUCUCUCCCCCCUCAACCUACCCCCCUUCUCUUCUCUUCCUCUUUCCAUUGCCUUUGUCACCACCCAUUCACCUUCACAAGAGCACCAGCCCUGUAGCGCAUAAAUCAACCAAUAAGAAAGACAGAGGUACUUCAAGUUAUCAACCGCCGUCAACCGUCCGCCGGCGAAGUAGUGUCAGGUUCUGCGGCAUCUGGGAAUGGCGAACAGCAAGUAUGAAUACGUAAAGUGUUUUGAGGCAGAAGACGAAGUAAUGUACCCAAAUAUCAUUGUUGUUCAAAUUGAUGGCCGCGAUUUUGGCAGUUUCUCGGAGAAGCAGGGAUUUGAGAAGCCGAAUGAUGAAAAAGCCUUGAACUUGAUGAAUGCUUGUGCUAUUAAGGUAUUAGAGAACUUCUCUGAUGUUAUAUUUGCAUAUGGAUUUAGUGAUGAGUACAGUUUCGUUUUGAAGAAGGAAACCACUUUUUACCAGAGGCGAGCAAGCAAAAUACUCUCCAUUAUUGUGUCUUUCUUCUCAUCUACAUUUGUAACCAAAUGGAAAGAGUUCUUUUCUCAAAAGGAGUUAAGUGUGUCUCCAUCAUUCCAUUCACGAGUUAUCAGCUGUGCAUCAAUGGAGGUUCUUCAGGCAUAUCUUCUAUGGAGACAAACAGAAUGUCAUACAAGCAAUCUAUACAAUACUUGUUUGUGGAAGUUGGUGGUUUCUGGAAAGUCAAAAAAGGAGGCCAAAGAGAUUCUUAAGGGAACACACAAGCAGGAGAAAAAUGAAUUACUCUUUCAGCAGUUUGGUAUCAACUACAAGGACCUUCCACAGAUUUUUCGUCAAGGGUCUUGUGCAAUCAAGAUAAAGGUGGAAGAUAUUGUGAAAUACCGAGAAAAUGGCACUCCUGUUAAAAGACUAAGGAAGAAAGCAGUCAUAGUUCACUCUGAAAAUAUAGCAACAAAAGGCUUCUGGAAUAACUACUCAUGCCUUACUGAGGAACUUGGUUUGCUUGCAGAAGGCAUUAAUAAGAUUAAGCCUGAGUAUUUGAGGUCUUUCCAAUUUGAAAGCAAGUUGAUGUUAUCUACUUGGAUUGUAGUCCGGAUAGACGGUUGUCAUUUCCACAGGUUUUGUGAAGAUAAUGGUUUUCAGAAGCCAAAUGAUGAGCAGGCACUGAAUCUUAUGAACUCAUGUGCGGUUUCUCUGCUAGAGAUGUUUAAGGAUAUUAUCUUUGCAUAUGGGGUGAGCGAUGAAUAUAGCUUUGUUUUGAAGAAAGAAUCUCUAUUAUAUCAGAGGCGGCCAAGUGAAAUCGUCUCUGCCAUUGUAUCUCUUUUCUCUGCCAUGUAUGUGAUGAAGUGGAAAGAGUUUUUCCCUGAGAAAGAGUUUAAAGAACCACCUUAUUUUGAUGGUCGAUCCAUUUGCUAUCCAUCAUCUGAGAUUCUUCGAGAUUACUUGGCUUGGAGACAAGUUGAUUGUCACAUAAACAAUCAGUACAAUACUUGUUUCUGGCUGCUUGUUAAGUCCGGAAAGAGUAGAACUGAAGCGCAAAUCUCUCUGAAGGGUACCCAAACUCAGGAAAAGAAUGAGUUGCUUGCCCAGUUUGACAUUGAUUACAAUGCGCUACCAAUCAUGUUUCGGAUGGGUUCCUCUGUUUUCCAGGACAAAGAUGAACUAACUGGAAAUGACGAAGUAGUUGUUGAACACUGUAAUAUAAUUGACACGAGCUUUUGGAAAGAACAUCCAAGAAUACUUGAUGAGGAGGAGCCAUUGCUGACGAUUUUGCGGCCCCAUAGCAAUAAAAUGCUUCGAUUGUCUUGAUGUUGAAAGAGGAGCUGCUCCCUAAGUUAUUAAUCAUAUUCAGUUUUCAUUAGAUCAGAAAAAUAGUUUCAAAUUGUCAAAUAUGUAGAUUAGUCGUUUGCCUUUGAUUAUUCCCUUUACUCCUUUUUUUUCUUCUUCUAAGGGUUAGCAAAACACUCAGAACAUUUAGAGCCCGUUUGGAUAUAAAAAAAAUUUCACUGUUUUGGAAA